This is a messenger RNA of Coccidioides immitis RS, 1057 nucleotides long. RefSeq lists its product as uncharacterized. The transcript is spliced from 5 exons. The record is from RefSeq and is a predicted model, not a curated record. The coding region runs from base 1 to 432 and encodes 143 amino acids. Lineage: Eukaryota; Fungi; Ascomycota; Eurotiomycetes; Onygenales; Onygenaceae.
AUGAGCUGCAGCGAAAUCGCUUUUGUGAGACAUAGAAAACUAUUCAGAAUGAACCAUGAGACAACCGCAGAGGCAAGCAAGAUGAAUUUUCGUUCAGUGCAGAUAGCAGAAAUGAUAGUCCUCGGAAAUAAUUUCGUUGAUGAUGACAGGACUGGUUCUGUGACAGAUUUCCAGGCUCAACCACUCGAACUUGACUUGGAAGGAAAAGAUGUCACAAUACCCUUUCCAAAAUCAUCCUCGCGUGGUGUACAUCGAACUUCUCCAAGUGGCUUGCGAAGCCAAGACACAACAAAUCGCAUGAGGCAGCAGGAUAUUAAACUAAAAUCCCAGCAUGGAGGCUGCAGCGCUCACCUAUCAUGCCAAGGCAGUGAAGGCUUUCCUCCUCCCUUCAACCUGGAGGAGGCUUUCCAUGCUUUCAAGUUUCGCCUUUAGCUUACUUGACCUCCCCUGGAUAUCUCUAGGGAGUAUCAUUUCCACAGCUUAGGCACUUUCCCACGUCCUUGGAUGUACGGAUGGUCUCAUUUUGUGGACGCAGGCUCAUUUGGGCAUGUCAUACUGGCUAUGUUAUUCUUUUCACAUCAAAUGCAGCCCCAAAACAGCUUGCGAGCGAGAUACCCAGGAUUAGAUUGAUCUCCAACGUUUCGUUGACUCGGAAUUUUGCUUUAGCGAUUCUCAGACCCUAUAAGGUAUAUCAAAGUUCGGCUGGCGUCCCAAAUCAUAAUGGAGUCUGUGCAAUCAGCACGUUCGUCUAUUCUCUCCAUUCCUGUCGAUUUUGAUGUCGUCGCCAUAGAAAAGUGCGCGUCUUCGGUACGACCGCUGAGAGCUAGAAGUCCUUCACCUUCAAAGAGGAGGAACAAGCUAUUUAUAUAACCGGGGUUAAGUUUCAUAAAACUUGGACUUGAAGCUUUCAAUGGUUCGGCUGUCACCAUUGCACGAAUAGGUGCGGCCAUUCAGCCCUAUUAGAAGAAAACUGCUUCCAGGACCCAUAACAGGUGACACAUGUACCCACCAGUAUUCGGCAACAAACAUACAAAGAACCACUACUAUGGGCACUGUU